GGCGUGGCUUGAAAUGGUUUUCACUCCUAAGAAGCACCAAUUCUAAAACAACACAUUAUAUUCUGUCAUAUAUUUUCGGUUCAAUACCGUAACGCUACCGCUCCCGCUGUGGACCUUUUGAGGCUGAGGUACCAAAACCGCGUUUGUAAGCCCUAAAAGGUACGACGAGCAGAUCUCCUUACUUUUUAUAUGAAAGUCCCCGCUCCCAUCCGGGGCCUGUUGCAUCUUUCCAGUGCCCGGAUAAACGUUAAAUAAUUUCACAAAGAAACAAUUCGAUAACAUUGCUGGCAGUUCAGUGCCAGGCCAUCAAAAUUGAAAGUCGUAAACCAUCACUAACGCGCGUUAUUCGGAGGCAUGUUCCAACUAAAUUUACAGUAUUUUAUAAGGGGGCGCCAUUUUGUUGUCCCUCAGAGGUGGUGAGACUUGAGUGCCAUGUGUUUCUUGGGUCCCUCGUGUUAUAUAGGGGGGUGCCAUUUUGUUGUCCCUCGGAGGUGGGGAGUCUUGAGUGCUCUGUGUGUCUUGGAUCCCUUGUGUAUUCAUAUCACAUUAUGUCAUGAACCCCUGAAUGAAAUAGACCGGGAAUAUGAUCUUUACCAGGCCACUCGGUCACUACCACUGCAUGCUACCCCUCCACGACUUACAAACCAUGGCUGCCCCUUCUUUAAUUUUCUCUGCAGUUCUGCGUCACUUAGUCUACGAGGUCUUAGCUUUCCCUCCGGAGCCCAGAUUAAUGCCAUCUUGGGAUGUUGAUUGGCAUUCAUUCUGAAGCCAAAAAAGCGAGGUCUGGGAGAGAAAAGAGGAGGGCUUUUCUCUCCCAGACCCCGCAGGUCGCCCUCGCGCUUUUUCCAUCGUCCCCACUGGCCGAGUGUCAGAAACAAGCUACAGCCUACCUUCUUAACAAGAUUUCUAUUUCCCAUGUAGGUCUGCCAGAACCCAUUGCCUUUUAUCCUCUCAACGAACAAUACGGUGCUAAGGACAUAAGUCAGCAAAAGAACCCGCCAGGAAAAGUAAGAGGCGUUAAGUAUGCGCCCGGAAACUACGGGCAACCCGCGGGAUCCUUCUACUUCUCCGGUUCUUCAUCAAGUUACGUCGAAUUCCCAAAUAACGGAGGUCUUGACGCCAGAAACUCCAUGACGUUUGUGGCCUGGAUACGACCUGAAAAUUCUGCUGGGCCUCUGUUUAAUUACAAAGUGAAUGACAGAGGAGUUUACGUCUGGCUUGAAAGCCCGAACAAACUUGUUGCCAAGUUUGAAAACCUGGCUUCUAAUUUACCUUACGCUAUUGAAAGCGACAAAAUUCGGCUCAAAAAGUGGAAUUACGUUGCUGCGUCCUACGAUCACUCAGAUGGAACUGCCAAGCUGUGGAUAGACGGCAGACAGGUGUCCCGUUUAAACUUGGGACGCUCUGAGAUCGCCACUCAGGGUGAUGUAAGAAUGGGCGCUUUGGUCGGUGAUCCGCAAUUCUACAAGGGCGCGAUCGCGUGCGUGCAAAUUUAUAACAAGUCUUUAUCGGAGCAGGAGAUUAACGCUGUGAAGGACCGGUGUCCCAUUGAAGUGCAAUCACACCAUAUCGGUUGCUAUGCCGACAAAUCAUCGGCGCCAGGAAUCCCCUCAUUAGAAGGUAAAGACGUCUUGUUAGAUGGUGACCCGAAAACAAGAGCGGAAGCUAAAGAAAAAUGUUCCCGCGUUGCUCUCAAACGCGGUUACGUCUAUUUCGCCAUUCAAGAUGGCGGACGUUGCCUUUCGAGUCUUACUGCGCAAGACACGUACAGCAAGUACGGCCUGUCAGCGGACUGCCAGGGUGGAAAAGGCGGGAAGAUGGCAAACGAUGUGUAUGAAGUUAUUAUGUUCAGCGAUCAGACGUGUUGGAAUGGAUGGGAUGCAAUUCAAGAUUCCUGCUUCAGACUCUACGACGACAAAAAGACCUGGACUGAGGCACAAUCCUUGUGCAGGACAGAGAAAGCAACUCUAGCCACACUGAACUCGGAAGAUAAAAACUACUUCGUGUUCCUGCAACUUGUCAAACCGGCCAAUCCCAGCUCCAAUCCAGUGUGGAUAGGGCUGUCACGUGACACAGAAAACAACUUUCAUUGGACAGAUGGAACUCUGGUGGAGUAUACCAACUGGGGCCCAGGCCUACCGGAUAACAGUCCAGGAAACAACAAGAACAGCACUAAAAUGAAUGUGUACUCGGGACUUUGGGAAAAUGAAGAGUUUGACUUUACACAUCCUUUUGUUUGUGGGCGAGUUAUUCCCUCAACACCACGAGACCUACAUGUCAAACGGAUGGACAGUCACUCAGCCCUGGUCACAUGGACAAGUUCUGAGCAGUCGCAGCAGCGACUAGUAACGUCAUAUUACGUAGAGUACAAAGUGACGAAUGGUGAACAGGUGUCACUCAAGGUUGUGCUGAAUCAUAACAGCACUAGUUUAACUGGUCUUCAGACACACGCUGAGUAUCAGGUCAGAAUCCGGGCAGUGAACGGCGCUGGAGGAGGAAUAUGGAGUGAUUAUCAGACUUUCUCGACUGGAAUAACAUGUAAGAUAGGGCUGUCUAGUUUGUUGCUCUUGUAUGUGUGUUCUAAUUAUACUUAAUCAUAUCUUUUUGGUUCGCUUGGCCGGCAUAUCACGCAAGUUUGGACGGCAUAUCAGGCA
Molecule: messenger RNA, 2654 nt
Organism: Orbicella faveolata
Lineage: Eukaryota; Metazoa; Cnidaria; Anthozoa; Scleractinia; Merulinidae
Molecular function (GO): protein binding
Source: RefSeq, a predicted model, not a curated record